GGAUUUUUUAAAAAAAAAAAACUAGGACUGACACUGAGAUCACAAUACGAACAUUAUAUUGAUAUUUGGAGACAGUUACUUUUCAAGGUCCUUCUGAGAGUAACAUGGAGAAACUACCUUGGAGGAAUCACAAAACUAACCUAAGAAUACUACACAUCUCAGUGUAUAUAUAUCCCAAGUACAUUUGAAGGGGAACAAGUACAGAGUUGCAAUCAAAAUGUGUUAGAAAAGAACUGGCAAUCAAGAUUUACCUUUAUCCUUCUAAAAGAUAUGGAACAGGUCUUCAAAAAUCCAAGGUGUGUGUGUGUGUGUGGGGGGGUAAUUCCUGCUAGAAUUCACAGUGGAUUUCAAAGAAAGACUGCAAAGCACUUUGCACCAGUUGGAAGUUAAGUCCCAUAUAAUUUGAUAAGAUACUCAUAGGAUCACAAAUGCUGCACUGCCACUUAUGCACACAAAACUUGGUCAUUUGUCAGCUUGUCUGUUAACAACCGCAUGCAAGACUUUCUAAGACAUUUAAAACACCCCCCCAACCACCAUCAAGGAUUAAAAAGAUGACUUUGGCAUCCAACCAUUAUCCAACCAGUAUCUCCUUGCCUAAUAGACAUGGCAGAUUUAAUCACUCCAACAACUUAAAGUUAAUACCUUUCCCUUAAGCUGGCCUGCUUUGCCUCAAUGUUGGUAAAAAUGGCCCUUUGAUCAGCACAAUGCAAGUCCUGAUUGCCACUGAAGCUGCUAUUGGCCCCUUUAAUUAUGUACUGAGGGAUCAGUAUGGCAGCCAAAAACCUAGUUUGCAAAUACUUACAGGCAGUGUCUAUUUCUUAAUAAAAGACAUAGCAUCAAGCACGUAAAGCACACAAUCUUAGGAGAGGCUUCAAGGCCUAUUGCAAAGGUGCUGGUUGUGGAAUUCAAAUUAAAGCAUCAAAUUGCAGGGGUGGAUAAAAUCCACAAGCCAAAGAAAUGAGCUGCAGAACAUUUUUCUAUCUUUGAAAGAGGAGAAUUAUUAUUCUCCCCAUGUAUUUUUUUUAUCAGGAAACACUAUUAGGUGACCAACAUAUUUGUUACUGGCAGUUUGGUUGCAUUUGUACAUGGCAUUAAAGUCACAAUCUGCUGAUGAAGCCAACAUUGUUUGGUUCACAUUUGCAAAGUCAGAACCGAGCAAAAUAAAUGACCAAUUAGCACAGCAUAUGAAACCAAUCUUUCUCUUGCUAGCUUAUCUGAAGAUAUUUUGGUUCCCAUCAUAUGCAUCCUUUUGAUACUCUACUCCCAUUUUUCCAAGUCCUCUCAUCCAGAGCUUUUUGUUUAAACAUAUAUUGACUAGGAAUGUUACCUUUGUAAUCAAUAGAACAGGACUAUUGCAGCUGCAUCUCAGCAGGAGAUUCAUGGUUGCAAUAUUUGUUGGUGAUAUUACUCCCAAAAGACAUGCAGGUUUUACUAAGCUCUUAAGGGAAAACCUGGAAAAAGGGAGAAAUUUUGUAUUUGCCAACCUAUAAAGCUUUGAAUUGGUAAGUAGAAAAAGAGGUGACCCAAUUUGCUUUUCAUAGCCUGCAUUUUUCACACAGCCUGCUUUAAAACAAUAAAAAAAAUCCCAAUGUGAUUACAGUACCUUGCUGUAACCCACAAAUAGGAACUUAGAUUUUUAAGCAAUGAAAAGUGAAUAUACGUUGCCCCAAAGAUGCUGUCAUUAUGUAUGUCUUUUAACUCUCCAUUAUUCCAAUUUAGGAAAGGGGUGCUUCACCUUGGAAACACACUACAAUUAAAAAAUAGAUUCAUCUUUUAAUAUCCUAUUUGCCUGGUAGUUGUGAAAAUAUAGAAUGAGCCAAAUUUGAGCAGCAAAUGUAAACAGGUUGAAUCCCCAGUAUUCUAGCUGGCUUAUAGCAGUAAAAGCAGUAAUGUCAGAUAAACUUAACUUUUACACAGCCAAAUGAGUACAGCAUGGAUGUUUUUUGUACUUUGCACUAAAAAGGCACCAGUAGUUAGAUAUAAACCCCUCCAUUUGGAAACCUGUGGGUUGCUUGCUACUGUAAUUCUAGGAGGCCUCUUGGCUUUUGAUAACCUCCCUGUUUUAGUAACCUGCUGGAGAAGAGCCCUCCGUUUCUGGAGAUCCUUCCCUGUUCCUUCUUGCACAAGGGUACCACAAAAUGCCCUCCACACCUGGACAAGGCUCCCCCCUCCUCCCCUCGGCCGUUGAAGUUCUCCCUCAAGAGGUAAAACUGACUGCAAUUAUGUCUUUUUAUCUUGCAGACGAUCUUUCGCCCAGCGCUUUAAGGAGACAAAAAUAUUUGUUUGAUGUAUCGACUCUCUCAGACAAAGAGGAGCUGGUGGGGGCCGAGCUCCGUCUCUUUCGGAAAGCCCCCGGCGAUCCCUUCUCCAAGGCUCAGACAGGCCUGGCCCGUCUGCAGGUCUCGCCCUGCCUUUCGGGCCGCCGACUGGACUCCCGGACCCUGGACUUGCAGGAGGCGGCGCCCGGCCGGCCCGGUGGCGUCGGCGGCGACUGGGAGGUGUUUGAUGUGGGCCAAGCUUUACCGCCCCUCCGCGGGCCUUGGAAGAAGCGGCAGCAACUUUGCCUGGAGCUGCGGGCCGUCGGGGGGACUCGAUCUCAGCCUCACCCGCAGCUGCUGGACCUGCGGCCCCUAGGCCUGGGGCGAGGCGCCCGGGCCCAGCAGGAGAAGGCGCUGCUGGUGGUCUUCAGCAAGUCGAGGCGGAAGAACCUCUUUGCCGAGUUGCGGCCGGAGCCCGGAGCGCGGCCUUCUCCGCCGCAAAAGGCUGCGCUACCCUGGGAAGCGCCGGGCCCCGUCCAGCUCCGCUUGCAGGCCCGCCGGCUGAAGCGCGCCGCGUAUAACAACCGGCACGGCAAGCGGCACGGCAAGAAGACGCGGCUGCGGUGCACCAAGAAGGCGCUGCACGUGAACUUCAAGGACCUGGGCUGGGACGACUGGAUCAUCGCCCCGCUCGAGUACGAGGCCUACCACUGCGAGGGCGUGUGCGACUUCCCGCUCCGCUCGCACCUGGAGCCCACCAACCACGCCAUCAUCCAGACCCUCAUGAACUCCAUGGAUCCGGCCGCCACGCCGCCCAGCUGCUGCGUGCCGGCCAAGCUGACGCCCAUCAGCAUCCUCUACACGGACGCGGGAAACAACGUGGUGUACAAACAGUACGAGGACAUGGUGGUGGAGUCCUGCGGGUGCAGGUAGCGGCGCGCCUCCGUCCCCGGCUGCCCCUUGGAGCGGAAGGGCGGACGGGGAAAGCCUCGCGGGGAGGGAAACUUCCACGGCGGAGAGCGCGCGCGAGAGAGAGACAGGCACGCGAUGGGAAAGCGGACGGAAGCGCGCCACGUGCGAAUCCCCCUCCUGCACUGGGGAGGGAAGAAUGGACGGCUCCGGACUGCGCUUGCGCAAUGUCUGCUUCGGGGAUUCGAGGUCCUGCUCCUUAAAGAGCCGGGAGGGAGAGAGAGAAAAGUACAGUGGCGGGUGCCAUUUUGGGAACAGCCUCAGUGUUUCCGCGUCCAGGCAAAGCCGUCUAUCCUAGCUAGGAUGGGAGAUUUUACAGGUGAACAGAGUUGGAAGGGAACUUGUAGGUCAUCUAGUCCAACCCCCCGACCCGGUUUUGCUCAGAAAACACGUGGCAAAAGUUGCUCUGAAGGUUGAUCGAUCGACGUCUCUCCUCGACUGGAGGCUGGAACGACCCAAAAUAGUAGUGAUCCGUUUAGCAGAAAUUUAAGCCUUGAUUUUGAAUCCGGAAACACAAGAUUUUCUGGGAUAAUUCACUGCCCCUUUCCUCGUAGUAUAAUGUCCUUGUAGUUUCUGGAAG
Pseudonaja textilis is the source of this 3807-nucleotide messenger RNA. Lineage: Eukaryota; Metazoa; Chordata; Lepidosauria; Squamata; Elapidae. The record is from RefSeq and is a predicted model, not a curated record.